Molecule: messenger RNA, 444 nt
Organism: Ipomoea nil (Japanese morning glory)
Lineage: Eukaryota; Viridiplantae; Streptophyta; Magnoliopsida; Solanales; Convolvulaceae
Exons: 1
Coding region: 1-444 (147 amino acids)
Source: RefSeq, a predicted model, not a curated record
AUGGACCGUCACUGCUCAAACUACGCCGUCGUAUUGUUUGUAAUUCUGGUUUCCCUGAAUAUCCUCAACCCGGCAGCCGACGGGAGAGAGCUCCGGCCGUCGGAGCACGGCUUGGGGAAUCAGGACUCAUCCUCGGGCAACAAGUCGGAGAUUCUCACCUUCUUCGGUGGUUCGCCGGAGUCUUCGGAGCUGCCGGAGGCGAGGAAUUUUACGGCCUCUUUGUGGAACGGCGUCGGCGGCGGUGGCGGCAGAAGUAUUGGAGGGAGUUCACGUGAGGGGAAGAAGGAUGACGCGAUAAGAGAGGUGCUGUUUGUGGCCAGCAUGGUGUGUGGACUAACCGGCGUCGUUUUGGUCGUCGCCUCCGCGUUCCUUCUCGUUUUCCGGCUCCGGAAACGGAAAAGCGAGACGACGUCGUUGUCAGAAGCUAACGUCGCCCAGAAGUAA